AAAUGUUAUCCGCAAGUAGAUAGAAAACACAUCGAAAUGUGUGACAACAUUGGCACAACAAGAAGUAGGCUAUGGUGAGAGGAGCCAAUCACACACUCAUGGCUGCAACCUUCUGUCCUUCACUCCCCCAACACUUUAAACCAACACCCAUCAUCAAGUUUCAUAAAUCUUCUUUCUCCUUCAAAGUAUUCUCUUCUCAAUCUUCCAAAGCAGAUGAAGUUCCUACACGUGUGGGCUUUCUUGGUCUUGGAAUUAUGGGUUCUCCAAUGGCACAAAAUCUCAUAAAAGCUGGAUGUGACGUGACCGUUUGGAAUAGGACCAAGAGCAAAUGUGAUCCUCUCAUCGAUCUUGGCGCAAAGUAUAAGCCAUCUCCUGCAGAAGUUGCAGCAUCUUGUGAUGUCACAUUUGCCAUGCUUGCUGAUCCUGAAAGUGCAAUGGUUGUUGCUUGUGGAGAAGACGGGGCCGCCAGUGGAAUGAGUCCCGGAAAAGGGUAUGUAGAUGUCUCAACCGUUGAUGGGCCCACAUCUAAGUUGAUAAAUGGACAGAUAACAGAAACCGGAGCACUAUUUUUGGAGGCUCCAGUUUCAGGGUCCAAAAAACCCGCAGAGGACGGGCAGCUAAUAUUCCUCACGGCAGGUGACAAAUCUUUAUACGAAAAAGUGGCUCCCUACUUGGACAUUAUGGGAAAGUCAAGAUUUUACCUGGGAGACGUUGGAAACGGAGCUGCAAUGAAACUUGUUGUAAACAUGAUCAUGGGAAGCAUGAUGACAUCUUUCGCUGAAGGACUGCUUCUUAGUGAGAAAGUCGGACUUGAUCCAAGUGUGGUUGUGGAGGUAAUCUCACAAGGUGCCAUUAGUGCACCAAUGUUCUCACUGAAAGGCCCUGCAAUGGUGCAAUCCAAAUACCCUACUGCUUUUCCGUUGAAGCAUCAGCAAAAGGAUAUGAGGCUUGCUUUGGGUCUAGCUGAAUCGGUUUCUCAGUCGACGCCUAUCGCAGCUGCUGCAAAUGAGCUUUACAAGGUGGCCAAGUCUCAUGGUCUAAGUGACAGCGACUUUUCAGCAGUUAUCGAAGCUCUUAAAGUCAAACUAAAAGAUUAAAGAUUAUGGCAUAACUUAAUUUUUUCUCGGCUUAGCAAUCAUCAUCCGGCUCAUGGACCGGUAUGCCAUGAUCCUGUAUUAUUUUUAAUUAUUUUUUUAUUGAACCAACAAGAUACUAUGAUGAUUAUAUCCGAUCCAAACGUUGUUGUCGUGUUGUCAUCGGCAUCUCAUUUACGGGUUUGGUUCCA
Helianthus annuus (common sunflower) is the source of this 1285-nucleotide messenger RNA. Its product is annotated as glyoxylate/succinic semialdehyde reductase 2, chloroplastic. The record is from RefSeq and is a predicted model, not a curated record. Gene Ontology annotation, molecular function: NAD binding; glyoxylate reductase (NADPH) activity; NADP binding. Gene Ontology annotation, cellular component: chloroplast. The coding region runs from base 72 to 1097 and encodes 341 amino acids. Lineage: Eukaryota; Viridiplantae; Streptophyta; Magnoliopsida; Asterales; Asteraceae. The transcript has 12 exons.